UUCAUGCUAUAAAUGAUGGCUACCGCGUUCUCGUUUCUGCCUCCCUUCCCCCUUCAGUGCAGUCAGACAGCAACCCACCCACUCAAAGACAACCUCUCUAGUCUCUUCCGUCUCUGCCACCGCCUCCUCCUCCGCCGUAUCUCCGCCGCCGCAUCCGUCACUCUCGACCCACACCAAAUGGACGGCUCCAUCGUCCUCUACCCUUCACCCGGAAGAGGCCACCUCGCCUCCAUGGUGGAGCUCGCGAAGAGCAUCCUUGGUCACCGCCCUUCCUUCUCCGUCACCGUCCUCCUCCUCUCCACCCCACCUCCGGACACCCACUUCGUCGCCGCCGUCUCCGCCUCCCACCCUUCAAUCACCUUCCAUCAUCUCCCCGCCGUCUCCCUCCCCAACACCGACCACCUCUCCUCCUCUCCCGCCAACUUCAUCUUCUCCACCUUCGAGAUCGUCCGCCUCCAAAACCCGACGCUCCACCAGACCCUCCUCUCUCUCUCCAGGUCCUCCGACAUCAAAGCCUUCGUCAUCGACUUCUUCUGCAACGCCGCUUUCGGCGUCUCUACCUCCCUCAACAUCCCUACCUACUACUACUACACCUCCGGCGCGAGCGGGUUGGCUUCAUUCCUCUACAUUCCCGCUCUCCACAAGAAGUACCCCGAGAGCUUCAAAGACCUCAACGUGCCCAUUCAGAUCCCUGGCUUCCCUCCGGUCUCGCCCCGAGACAUGCCCAUGGCCAUCAGCGAUCGGAGCCUCAAGGUCUAUAGCCAUUUCUUGGACACGGCGGUUCAGAUGGCGAACUCGGCCGGCAUCAUCGUCAACACGUUCGACUCACUCGAAGCCAGUGCUCUCAGGGCUCUGAGGGACGGCCACUGCGUGCCGGACGGAGCCACUCCUCCGACGUACUGUGUUGGGCCACUGGUGGCGACAGGCGGAGGAAUCGAAGGUGGUGGCGAGAGGCACGAGUGCUUGGGCUGGCUCGACUCGCAACCGAGCCGAAGUGUGCUGUUCCUGAGCUUCGGGAGCAUGGGUGCGUUCUCAACGAGGCAGCUGAAGGAAAUGGCAGUAGGGUUGGAGAUGAGCGGAGUGCGGUUCUUGUGGGUGGUGCGGGUUCCGCCGCCUAACGACGAAGCUCGGCGCACGUUAGCCGAGCUCGAGCCUAGCGUCGAGUCGUUCCUGCCCCAAGGGUUUGUGGAUAGGACGAAUGGGAGGGGGAUGAUAGUGGAGUCGUGGGCCCCGCAGGUGGAGGUGCUGAGCCACGGUUCUGUGGGCGGGUUCGUGACGCACUGCGGGUGGAACUCGGUGCUCGAGGCGGUGUGCCGUGGUGUGCCCAUGCUGGCCUGGCCUCUCUACGCGGAGCAGAGGUUGAAUAGGGCCUACUUGGUGGAGGAGCUGAAGCUGGCUCUGUCUGUGACCGAAUCGGAGGACGACGGACUCGUCUCGGCGGACAAGCUGGAGGAGCGAGUCAAUGAGCUGAUGCGAUCGGAGAAAGGGAGGGCAGUGAGGGAUCGAGUCCUGGCCAUGCGAGACGCCGCGGCAGCCGCACUGAGCAAGGGCGGGUCGUCCCGAUCAGCCCUGGCUGAGUUGAUCGAGUCAUUCAAAGCCGGGUCGGGCGAGGUGGAUGUUUCCAACUCGGUUACAAGCUCCAUGGGAAUUGGUGGUGAUUUGGGCAGCGCCAGCACAGUCACGAUUUCCACUUGAAGUAUGUGGAUGGUCUCGCGUCCGCAGAAAUACAGUAGUUUUAGAAUUUAAAAGAGUUUUGCUAGCAUUACAGCUUUUGAUCACUGUGGGGAUAACAGCAUAUUGUAAAUCACAAAUUAUUGAAGGAAUGGACUCACAAUAAU
This is a messenger RNA of Syzygium oleosum, 1838 nucleotides long. Its product is annotated as UDP-glycosyltransferase 88B1-like. The transcript has a single exon. Bases 13 to 1695 code for a protein of 560 amino acids. The record is from RefSeq and is a predicted model, not a curated record. Gene Ontology annotation, molecular function: UDP-glycosyltransferase activity. Lineage: Eukaryota; Viridiplantae; Streptophyta; Magnoliopsida; Myrtales; Myrtaceae.